GUGUCUGCCACUAAAUACCCCUCCAUCCACGUCUGUCCCUGGUCUGGGCCUGUUACUGGACUAUGGAUCAGCUGGGAUAUGUCCGAAGUGCUUCCACCCAGGGUGCCAAAGAUGGAUUAAGCAAGCUUGCUGUCCCUCAGAAGAAUGCUUAUGCCAGGCUGGUACAGAAACACCACAGCGGGCGAUUCCGAUCCUAUUUAAACCACAUUGCCCAGAAGAUGCAGCUCGAGGAGAGUGGCCUCAAUGACUCCAGUUCCGAUGUUGAGCUGUCCCUGAAGAGAGUCCAGAUGAAAGAGGGUCUUGCAAGAAAUGGGCUGAACGUGCCUAGCUCCUCGCCAGUCAGAACAUCGCAGUUGGAACAGCUUGUGCCUGGGGGACUGAAUGAAGAUAAAACUCAAACUUUGGCUAACAGACGACCUCACAAAAAAGAUCCCAGCGUUGCCCAUGAAGGAGACCUUGAGCUGGAGGAAGCCUCUUCUCUAAAACAGCAUGGAGGAGCUAUUGACUCUUUAAAUGUGAACGAUGCCUUGGGUGGGAGAGGUAUGUCGAGCAGUCUAAGACAAGGCACUGCCCUGCAGAAGUCAUCUGGGUCUGAAGAGAAGGAAGAGGAGGAGACAUGGAAGAAAAAACAUAAGAAAAGAAACAAGUGUACUGUCAACAUGGACAGAGCAGAUGGACACUCAUCAGCUGAGCAGUUUAAUGUGGAUUUGCCUGAAGCAAAUGCUAGGAAAACCAUUCAUUUGCCUUCUGGACAAAUUCCAGGUGGGGAAAGGAGAGUCUUUAUAAGGACCAGAAACAACUCUGAAUCAGCCAGAGCUCCCCAGCACCUGGAUAGGAAGAGGCAACUCUCUGAAUCUCAGAUAGAAACAGUGAGCAAUUCAGACUGCCGAGUAAAUCCUAGACAACUGGGAACACCCAGAGGAAUGGCCCAUGCUGCUGUCUCCACCCCAGGCGACCGGAAGAAUCGGAAUAAAGCUGGCAGAGGGAGGAAGAAGAAUAUAUUUGAAGCUUACUUGUCAAAGGAAGAUGUUUCGGCAGGAUUGAAAAGAGGCGAGCUUAUUCAGGGCCCAUUGAGGAUCAAUCCAAAGAAAUACCACGAAGCCUUCAUUCCAUCUCCGGAUGGGGCACGCGAUAUCUUUAUCGAUGGAGUGGUCGCUCGCAACAGAGCCCUGAAUGGGGACAUUGUGGUGGUGAAGCUGCUUCCCAAGGAGCAAUGGAAGGUAAUAAAGCCAGAUGGCAAUGACAAGGAAACAGAAGCCACACAUGAAUCAGAGGUCCCCGAGGAGCAGUUGAGGACUUGCCUUCCUCGAGCGACAGUGAGAGGAGAUGCUGAUAGUCCGGAUGUCAUUAUAGAAGCUCAGUUUGAUGAUAAUGAGGCAGAGAAUGGACAAGAGAACUUGCCGAAUAUGCUGGCUGAGGACAUUAAGAAACUUUCUGUAGAGGCCAACGAAAAGGUGAAGGAUGCAGAGAGCGGUGGCAUGCAGGGUGCCAAACCAGAAGACCUUCCCAAAGUGAAUGAUCCAAGGCUUCUCCCAGACAGGCUUCUCCAAAGGACUGCAAAGGUGGUCUAUAUCUUGGAGAGGAAGCAUUCCAGAGCGGUGACAGGCUUCAUCAAACUGCUGGCAGACAAGAACAGCGAGCUCUUUAAGAAGUGUGCCAUGUUCUCCCCCGUGGACCACAGAGUGCCUAGAGCCUACGUGUCCUUGGCAGACUGCCCUCCCGACUUCAUGACCAGGCCUGAGGACUACUCCAAUACCCUCUUCAUCUGCCGCAUUGUGGAUUGGAAGGAAGACAGCAACUUUGCAAUAGGGCAGAUGACCAAAAGUCUGGGUCAGGCUGGCGAGAUUGAACCAGAAACAGAAGGGAUCCUCACAGAAUACGGCGUGGAUUUUUCUGACUUUCCCCAAGAAGUUCUCGCGUGCCUUCCCCAACGCCUGCCUUGGGUCAUCCCGCCAGAAGAGCUGGCCAACAGGAGGGAUCUAAGGAAAGAAUGCAUCUUCACCAUUGAUCCAUCAACUGCCAAGGACCUUGACGAUGCCUUGUCCUGCAAGCAGCUUGCGGAUGGGAACUUUGAAGUGGGCGUGCAUAUCGCAGAUGUGAGCUACUUUGUUCUGGAAGACACAGCGCUGGACAAAUUGGCCAGUGAAAGGGCAACUAGUGUCUAUCUAGUGCAGAAGGUCAUUCCCAUGCUUCCCAAGCUGCUUUGUGAGGAGCUGUGCAGCCUCAACCCCCUGAGAGACAGACUGACAUUUUCUGUUCUGUGGAAGCUGACUCCAGAAGGCAAGAUCCUCGACGAAUGGUUCGGGCGAACCAUCAUCUGCUCCUGUGUAAAGCUGAGCUACGACCACGCGCAGAGCAUGAUCGAAUGCCCUGAGAAGGUGCUUUCGCCGGAGGAGCUGCCUCCCAUCUCUCCCCAGCACACGACAGAGGAAAUUCACUGGGCAGUGCUGAACCUCCACCGCAUCGCCAAGCAGCUGCGCAAGCAACGCUUCAUCGAUGGUGCCCUUCGUUUGGAUCAGCUGAAGCUCUCGUUUACCUUGGACAAGGAGAGUGGGAUGCCUCAAGGCUGUUAUGUCUAUCAGUACCGGGACAGCAACAAGCUGGUGGAGGAGUUCAUGCUUCUGGCCAACAUGGCGGUGGCCCAUCAGAUCUACCGCUCCUUCCCUGCCCAGGCCUUGCUGCGCCGCCACCCGCCACCCCAGACCAAGAUGCUGAACGACCUCAUGGAGUUCUGUGACCAGAUGGGGCUGGGCAUCGACUUCAGCAGCGCUGGGGCUUUGCACAAAAGCUUGAAUGAAACGUUUGGUGCUGACAAAUACUCAGAAGCCCGGAAGGCGGUGCUGACCAACAUGUUCUCCAGGCCGAUGCAGAUGGCCCUCUACUUCUGCACCGGAGUCCUAAAAGAUGAGACCCUGUUCCACCACUACGCCCUCAACGUGCCCCUCUACACCCACUUCACCUCGCCCAUCCGCCGCUAUCCCGACAUCAUUGUCCACCGGCUCCUCUCCGCCUCACUGGGCUCUGGGCGCCCGGUCCGGCUGCGGAAGGAGGCCAUCCAGGAGCAGGCAGACCACUGCAACGACCGCAAGAUGGCAUCCAAGAGAGUGCAGGAGCUCAGCGCUGACCUCUUCUUCUCUGUCUUCGUCAGGGAGUGUGGCCCCCUGGAGUCGGAGGCGAUGGUGAUGGGCGUCCUCAAUGAGGCCUUCGACGUCCUGGUGCUGCGCUUCGGCGUCCAGAAACGCAUCUACUGCAACGCUCUGCCCCUGGUGGGCUUCCACUUCCAGAAGGUGGGGAAGAAGCCGGAGCUGACCCUCGUGUGGGAGGAGGAGACCCCCAAGCAGGAAGCUGCCCACCAGGUGAUCACCCUCUUCACGCUGGUCGAUGUGGUGCUCAAAGCCGACAACGCCCCCCUGAAGUACAGUGCCGUGCUCAAGAGGCCGGGCCCGGAGAGCGAAUGAGAGCAGACAGCUCCGCCACCUCCCACCUACCCCGCCAUGCCCUUCGUGCCCAGGCUGCCUUCCCAUGCAAGGGGGCCGGAGGGGCCCUUCUUUUAACCAAGGCUAUUUUAUUUCCAGUUUGGAUUUUAACCCGAGCAGCGGGGCUCAGCGGCCCUGUCCCUUCGGAGCCGAUGGGCACGGACUCUGUUUCUAUUCUUUGGGGGUUUUUUAGCUUUCUUCGUUUCUUUUAACUGCAACCGGCGGCUCCUUCCUCGUGCCCUGACACAUCAAUGGCCGUGGCUGGGGCCUCGCGCUCCCUGAGGAGCGCCAGCCAGG
Alligator sinensis (Chinese alligator) is the source of this 3773-nucleotide messenger RNA. RefSeq names its product DIS3 like 3'-5' exoribonuclease 2 (gene DIS3L2). The transcript is spliced from 22 exons. Gene Ontology annotation, molecular function: 3'-5'-RNA exonuclease activity; RNA binding. The record is from RefSeq and is a predicted model, not a curated record. Lineage: Eukaryota; Metazoa; Chordata; Crocodylia; Alligatoridae. Gene Ontology annotation, cellular component: P-body; exosome (RNase complex). The coding region runs from base 63 to 3458 and encodes 1131 amino acids. Gene Ontology annotation, biological process: miRNA catabolic process.